UUUUAUGAAGAAAAAAUGUCUGUAGAAAGUGAUGUGGAAGUUAAAAUCCACAAGAAGGAAGCACAGGCCUUGAAUCAAGGAUUGCAUUAUAGAAGAAUGGGAAUAACUAAAGUGGACGUCAACCUACCGUCGAUCUCCAAGGGAAAGCUCGCGUUUGUUUUGUAUAACGUGUUCACGGAGGAAGAGUGUAAGAAGUACAUAAAAGACUCGGAGAAGAGGGGAUACGAGCUGGCCCUAGUCAACACUGGCAGAGGAAGUGUCAAAGCUCCUGAUGUCCGGAACAAUUCCAGAAAUAUGUGGGACUCAAAGGAAGAGGCGAAUAAAAUACUACAGAGAAUCAAGGAUUAUCUACCGGAAACAUGGAAAAGACGGAAACUUGUAGAACUGAAUGAAAGGUUACGGUUUCUGCGGUACGAUCCUGGAGAAUAUUUCAAACCUCAUCUCGACGGUUACUACAUGAGAGAAAAUGGCGAUAAAAGCUAUAUCACUGUCCAGAUAUAUCUGAAUGAGGAAUUUGAGGGGGGAAGUACAACAUUUUUAAAAAGUUAUGGUUGUGAAGAUGGUGGAGAAGAAGUCGUCCCCAGAACCGGAUCAGUGUUGAUUUUCCAACAUGACAUACUUCACGAAGGAUCCAAACUGAUUAAAGGCCGGAAGUAUGCCAUUCGGACUGACGUCAUGUAUGAAGCUUUGGAAUACGACAGUAGCCGAUGAAUCGUUUGAAAUCGUACAAACUUUCCAUUCAAUUCGAUCUUUGUAGAUUUUUAACUUUUCAUUUCGUUGUGAGAUAAAGAAGUAGGUACAGUUUCUAAAGUCAUCUGGCCCAAAAUAUUGAUGAUUUCACUUGGAGCUCAAAUCCUGGCAUUCAAUUAAGGAAUACAUUAGCAAACCCAAAAUUCGCUCAGUUUGAUCAGCAAAAUGAUUUGUGUCAUAUGACGAGACCUUGAAGUUGGCAUAAAAUUGCAAAAAUGCCAUUUUCAAUGAAAAUAUCCAUAAAUUCAGGUGGUUUUCCUUUCAUUUUUAUUGGUACUGUAUUAUGAAUAAGACAAAUGUGUUUCCACACGUUCUUUUUAACUACAGUAAGAAGCAUCGGCAUGGUUAGUAUAUUGGUCCAUGCAACAUUAAUUGUGAUGUCACACCCCGCUACAGGGUGAUCGCUAUUCUGAGAUUCCGCUUUCAUAUUGUGAUAUGUGUGAGGGAGAAGCAGGGGGUAAGAAUCGGAGGAAUCUCAAAUUCACGUUUACCCUGUAGUGCAAUUGGAACACUGCUCGACCUUUUCCGUAAAGUCGAGAGAUGUAAUACGGCUCUAUAUUGCAACUACAUGUAUUUUGGGUCACAUGAUAAGGAAAAUGGCGCCAGCGGCAAUGGAAUCAUUAUGUCUUCGUAUUAAUUUGACAGUCGCUUCUGAAAUAUGAGUCCCAUGUCUUUCUGUAAUAGUAUAAGGCGCCAUUUUUUGUUUACAUUUGAUACCACGUGUAAAAGUGAAGCAGCUAUCUUUCGAAUAAAGUGUGUUAUUCCACUAAAACGUUAAGCACUCCUGUAAAACAAAGCACAUUAAGAUAUCUAAUACUAAAAUGACGAAUAGGGAUGACGGCAAAUAGAUUAUUGUUUCUGUCACAUUUGCCCCGCGUACCCCGGUAGUCGGUAAUACGCCGAGGACGCUUCAUAUCGAAGGGAAUUCUUAUGUUCACCAUCAAAAUCGUUGUUUUGUUUUUUUUACCUACAUGUAUGUCCAAGAUUUUUCUCGACUUGUUCCGAUUGCCCUUUAUUGAGUUGUGACGUAAUCGUUAAAGUUCUGCUGAAUUGUGAUAUCGUAUUUUGUUGUAUCCUUGCUGUUUCUUUCAUUGAGUAUUAUUAAAUCGUGAGGUGCAAUAUAGAUAAUUAUUAUAUAUGUAUACCAAAAUGUUGUUAUAAUGUCAUAGUUGACCUUGAAAUGAAUGUACUUGUGUUUGAUUACUGUGGGUCAAAUAUGAAAUCUAAUAUUAUUAGUAUGAUCAAAGAAGUAUUGUAUCCAUGAUAAAAAUGCUGUGCAAUGUUUCAAGGUAUUAUUUGUAAUGUACAACUCAUUAUGAGAAACAGGCCUGUUACCAUAAUCUGUGUUUUAAAGAUGGACAUUUUGAUAUUUUCUUUAUUUUCAAAUUGCUUGAAAACCGACCAACUACAAAUUUGGAUGUAUUUAUCCUAAUAUUGCCAUAUCAUUUGUUAUUUGUUAGAAGUAUGCCUUUUUGAAAUUGUAUUUCGCAUAAUAAUUUUAUGAACAUAUACUUUUGGAUAAAAAGAAAGCCACAUUAUACGUGUGGACUGAAGUCUUAGGAGAGUAAAUUUAUUCACUCCUUUGAAAACAUGCAGAUGAUUGAGUUAAAAGUUUUAUUUAGUUACUUGUAUUCAUAAAUAAAAGAUAAAAUAUG
Messenger RNA from Ostrea edulis (European flat oyster), 2405 nucleotides. RefSeq lists its product as uncharacterized. Gene Ontology annotation, molecular function: procollagen-proline 4-dioxygenase activity; L-ascorbic acid binding; iron ion binding. Lineage: Eukaryota; Metazoa; Mollusca; Bivalvia; Ostreida; Ostreidae. Gene Ontology annotation, biological process: peptidyl-proline hydroxylation to 4-hydroxy-L-proline. The record is from RefSeq and is a predicted model, not a curated record. Gene Ontology annotation, cellular component: endoplasmic reticulum. The transcript is spliced from 8 exons. Bases 16 to 711 code for a protein of 231 amino acids.